UACGCGGCGCGUCUCUCGGGGAUGGGAGUAUGCGGCGCCGCUUGCCCAUUGACGUGUCAUAGUUGGUACGAGCGUACACAUGUGUACACGCGCGCGUACAUAUAUUACGUUGUUGCAUGAUCUCGAAUGAUACUGCUCUUUUGAUAGUUGUUGAUAGAAAACAUAACCUCGACGCUUUGACACUUUCCCCCCACGUAAUUAAAUAAAAACCCAGUAGAAGGGUUUUCUGCAGGCCUCAUAGAUGACAAUGACAUAUAUCGGUGGGAAGUACUCAUUAUUGGACCUCCGGAUACAUUAUAUGAAGGUGGUUUCUUCAAGGCACAUUUACAGUUUCCAAAAGAAUAUCCACUUAGGCCACCACGAAUGAAAUUUAUAACCGAAAUAUGGCAUCCAAACAUUGACAAAAAUGGAGACGUGUGUAUAUCGAUACUGCAUGAACCUGGUGAUGACAAAUGGGGAUACGAGAAAGCAUCCGAGCGGUGGUUACCAGUUCACACAGUCGAAACUAUUCUGAUAAGUGUUAUUAGCAUGCUCGCAGAUCCUAAUGAUGAAAGCCCCGCUAAUGUGGAUGCCGCCAAAGAGUGGAGGGAAAGUUAUACGGAAUUUAAAAGGAAGGUGGCGAGGUGCGUGAGAAAAAGCCAAGAAGAGUGUUUGUAGGGGAUGAACAAAUAUACAAAUGGAAAGACUUAUUUAAUUCUGGAAAGCCGUAAGCACUGUAAGAAAGAAACCGAUGCUCAGCAUAAAGCUAACGGACAGCAGUGCCACUAAGAGCGGAAUAAGCCUGACCUAUCCUUAUGCAGAGAGAAGAAGACAGAGUGUGUGUGAACGCGAGAGUAGAACUCGUGCUGCUCUAUCAUGUUUAUUAAACCACCGCCACCAACAUAUGAUCCAGAUCCAUCAAAACGGAGAACAUAAAAGAAAUACACACGCAAUUCAUCUUUUACAUAAUAAACAGCUAAAGAAAAUUAAUUUACACAUAUACAUAAAGCAAAAAAUCAUCUCUGUAUAAUUACUACCUUAAUAUUAAUAGUUCUUAUAAACUUUUAACUCUCCCCUGCCCCUCCUAUGCUCAAGAAUUACCCUGACCCCUUUGGACCGAACCUUGUAAUUUAAAAUAAUAUGUUUACGUUUAUCUCAAUAAUAAUUCCUUAGUGUCGUUUCGUAUUUUCUUACUUUCGUAAAUAUAUACAUGUAUAAAUAAAUUUUUAUAAAAUCAAGGAAAAAGACGGGACACAUACAUACAACAAUCGUGUAAUAUGUCAGCCACACCGAGAAUGAAAUGCAUACGAAUUAAUUGAUACACUACGGUGAGAAUAAUGCCGUAUUUAUGCGCGGCAAUGUAAAAAUAUAUGUUAAAUUUUAAUCGAACCGUAAGUUGCCAAAAUAAUGAAUUUUAAUUCAAGUGAUAAUAAUAAUAUUAAUGUAUCAAUAAUUAAGCUAGUGCUCGUGACAUAACGUACGUGUUAUAAGGUACUCGCUCUUUAACUGUCAUUCAUAUGCACGAUAACGGCGCUUACUUUUCAAAGUAAACUUGCGGUUCUUUUUUUUUUUUAAUCACAGUUAUGUGACAAUUAUAUUGUUUAAAAUUUAAAUAAUUUUUUCCUUUUAGCAAAUUCGUUCACAAUUUAAAAAUUAAAAUUUAAGUUAAAUUUCAAAUAAUUCAUCUAAUUAUACAUUAUUUCAUAUUGUCAAUUAAAUCUUAAGACAU
Molecule: messenger RNA, 1708 nt
Organism: Formica exsecta
Lineage: Eukaryota; Metazoa; Arthropoda; Insecta; Hymenoptera; Formicidae
Gene: Ube2g1
Product: ubiquitin-conjugating enzyme E2 G1
Exons: 4
Coding region: 364-657 (97 amino acids)
Biological process (GO): protein polyubiquitination; proteasome-mediated ubiquitin-dependent protein catabolic process
Molecular function (GO): ubiquitin conjugating enzyme activity
Source: RefSeq, a predicted model, not a curated record